CGGGGUUCAGCGCUCGGGUGAGGAGCUGGUGGCGCCGGCAGGUUCCAGGCGAUUCGAGGUCCAGCUAGGAUGAUCGAGGUUGUUUGCAACGACCGUCUGGGGAAGAAGGUCCGCGUUAAAUGCAACACGGAUGAUACCAUCGGGGACCUUAAGAAGCUGAUUGCAGCCCAAACUGUCACCCGUUGGAACAAGAUUGUCCUGAAGAAAUGGUACACGAUUUUUAAGGACCACGUGUCUCUGGGGGACUAUGAAAUCCACGAUGGGAUGAACCUGGAGCUUUAUUAUCAAUAGAUGAGAAU
Symphalangus syndactylus (siamang) is the source of this 299-nucleotide messenger RNA. RefSeq names its product ubiquitin-like protein 5. Lineage: Eukaryota; Metazoa; Chordata; Mammalia; Primates; Hylobatidae. The record is from RefSeq and is a predicted model, not a curated record. Gene Ontology annotation, biological process: protein modification process.